AUGAACAACGCGGAAAUACACUGCAGGUACUGAACAGUCGGUUGUGUAUUCUGACCACUGUUGUCAUCCGUGAGAAUGGACUGAACAUCCCAGAAGGAGUCAGAAGCUUCUCAGGAUCCGUCGUUUGCAUCUUAAACCGCUCCGAGACGCAUUAAUCAGCUGCUUUCUGCAGUUCAGAGACGGGAAGCAGAAUGUCUGAGAAUGACGGAGCAGCUGUGGGUCUCCUGUCUUAUGAGACUCUUGUCCACGCCGUGGCCGGAGCGAUGGGCAGUAUGACCGCAAUGACUGUGUUUUUCCCUCUGGACACAGCCAGAAUUAGACUUCAGGUGGACGAGAACCGGAAAGCCAAAUCCACCCCUGUCAUUCUGGCUGAGAUAGCAAAGGAAGAGGGGAUAAUGUCUCUCUAUCGUGGCUGGUUUCCUGUAAUCUCCAGCCUGUGCUGUUCUAAUUUUGUCUACUUCUACACUUUCAACUCCCUGAAGCGAGUGAUGGUCACUGGCAAACGGCAGUCCAGGCCUAGCAAAGAUCUGGUCAUGGGCUUCAUCUCAGGGGCCGUGAAUGUGCUCCUGACCACACCGAUGUGGGUGGUGAACACUCGGCUGAAGCUGCAGGGAGCAAAAUUCCGGAAUGAGGAACUCCACCAGACUCAGUACAAUGGCAUUUUUGACGCCUUCUCCCAGAUCAUAGCUAAAGAGGGAGUGGGGACUCUGUGGAACGGCACGCUCCCAUCCCUGGUGUUGGUGUUCAAUCCAGCGGUGCAGUUUAUGUUCUAUGAGGCCAUGAAAAGGAGGGCAGGGCAAGGAGGAAGGAAGAUUUCAUCAGUUGAGAUCUUCCUCAUCGGUGCCAUUGCCAAAGCUAUCGCAACCUCCGCCACUUAUCCACUGCAGACCGUCCAGGCUAUUCUGAGGUUUGGCCAAUACAAAUCACAAGAGAAAGGGGGUCUGAUGGGCAGCCUACGUAAUGUGGUGGAUUUACUAAUGGACAGAAUCAAGAGAAACGGAGUGAUAGGCUUGUACAAAGGUCUGGAGGCCAAGCUUUUACAGACGGUCCUGACGGCAGCUCUCAUGUUCGUGGUGUAUGAGAAGAUUGCAGCAGUCACCUUCAAACUGAUGGGCCUCAAUAAGAAACUAAAGCACUAAGAUCGGUGGCCUUAUAACAAACAGUAAAGCCUUGAACCUAACCAGAUACAGCCUUAUCACUUACCUACCUCUCUAACCUCACUCAGGCACAUGCCACAUACUAAUGGUCAUACUAGGUCUACACUAACUAUGGCUUUAUAAUCCUGCAAGUCUUAAACAGGGGUUCACUAAGUUUGAGCGUUCAAGUAGCCCACAUCACAAGCAUUUUUUGUGCUGACCAUUCAAAUCAAAAUGAUGGGCCUUUAGUGACUGUUGCAGUUGCUGAGGACUCUGAACUCUAAACAGUAGAGUUUAGAGACUUAAAAUAACAAUGGCUUGGCUUAUUAUAACUGGCAGCACCACACUUGCUAGUUAAUAGUAGAUCACUUUCUAAAAGGGGAAAAGACAGAACUGUCUGCUUGUACAUAUUGGAAACAAUAGCUAGCUUGCACAGCUGGAUUGACGGUUAUGGCAGUAUGGUUACUUGGCAAAAGAGGUGCGCAGCCAGAAGCAGCGUUCAAAAAAAAUGUAGUGUGACCCUUCCAAGACUGCUGUGUG
Colossoma macropomum (tambaqui) is the source of this 1676-nucleotide messenger RNA. It is a transcript of the gene slc25a17l, whose product is annotated as peroxisomal membrane protein PMP34. The coding region runs from base 192 to 1139 and encodes 315 amino acids. Gene Ontology annotation, molecular function: ATP transmembrane transporter activity; FMN transmembrane transporter activity; FAD transmembrane transporter activity. The transcript has 9 exons. NCBI's taxonomy places the organism in Eukaryota, Metazoa, Chordata, Actinopteri, Characiformes, Serrasalmidae. The record is from RefSeq and is a predicted model, not a curated record. Gene Ontology annotation, cellular component: peroxisomal membrane.